CACAGGCAGGUGCAUCUGAUGCUUAAUUCUGAGUGCAUCUAAGGACUGCAAACUAAAUAACAUCAAGAACAGUAUUACCACAAACUCGACCCCCCCGGUGAUUGUUCCUACAACAGUCAAGUCGAGCUCCGAGCUUGAAUGCACUGCUUCAGACGGACAGCAGCAGCUCGCGCAGCCUGGAGAACCAUUUCUAGAAGUACUCCUGCCGGAAUCACUACCAGAACAAGACCAACGAGAACAUUUCAUACCUCGUCACCCCCAACGCAAGCCAAAAUGGCCGCCGCCACCACCACGGAGCUCCCUUUCAAAAUGCACAUCACCCCGGAGAGCACCGGGCUCUGGCGCAUCCAGCAAACCGAGCAAGCUGCCCAAAAGGCUUCGGAGCUGUUACAGCUAGACCUUGAGAACCAUCACGUCUUCUUCAACGACGACGGGUUCCACAACCACAUCUCCCACCACCUACUCGCACUGUACGGCACCGGCGCCGACGCCGCGGCGCUGCAGUUCGCCUAUGACCACAACAAGGGGUACCAGCGGCGGGCUUUACCGGCGCACGACAGGACGUCGUUGCCCUUUUUUGCUGACGAUGGUGAUGCUAGAGGUAACUGGCCACAAACGGCAAAGCCGUACCUCGGCAAGGAGGCCUACUACCCGGAUUUCCUCCGCUUCUUCCAGCGCGAGAUGGCCAGGAUAUCUGAAAAUGGGGAGGAGAGUAUUGGCGGGUGGCAACGCGUACUGAGGGACUACCUCCUCACCAAGGAAAAGGGCGGGGAUGAGUUGCUUGUGAGGCUGUACGCCGGGUUUUUGCACCCGUUGAUUCAGCUCAUGUAUGGCGUUGAGUGGCACCAAGAAGCUAUCGUCGCCGAGGCGCUGGCGCAGACGGCCGUGCACUCGGACGACAUCAAGGUUUUUCUCUUGGGCACGGAGGAGGAAGCGAGCAAAGGCACGGAGCUUGCCGGACACGGUGGGCGGAAAAUGCCCCCGAUUCUAGACCUCCUCCAGGAGGCGAGACAAAACGAGAAGCUUGCCAAAGCCGCGCAGCCAGGGGAUAGCAACAAGAUUCGCGACGGAGUUCUCGCCCGCGCAAAAGACGAAAUGAUCCGCCUCGCUGCCAAGGUAAGAGUCGCGCCGGACGAGGUCGAGGAGCGCACAGCCGAAAUGUUUGACGCGUGCGUGUUCAUGGCCUCGGCGGCCGCCCUCGUCCAGCCGAGCAAGCAGCCCAAGUUUGACUUUUUCUUGAUGCAUCACGUCAACGCGAGCCCAAUCUCCGUGACGCUCAAUGCCCAGGACUGGAUUCCGCCUGAGACCAAAGCACGGCUCCUCGAGUGGAAAAUCCGCAUGGACCUGCUUCAAUAUGCGGCGCGAGGAGUGCCCGAAUUGUCGGCUGAGAGGCUGGCGGCGUACCAGCCAAGAAAACCCCAUUCAGGGGGCUCACUGGCCGAGAUAAUCGCCCGGGUGCACCGCCUUCCCGACGACGGACACGCCAUCAAGCUCGGUCGAGCCGCCGUGGUCUGCCACAACAUCUGCAAACGGUACGAAGACGAAGGUAAAGACUGGCCGAGAGUGAAAGGAGACGAUUUGUGGACCAAGGUAUGCCAUCUAAUCGUCGAUUCCGUCGAGGCUCCGGGGGAGCGCUGGGUGCGCAGUUGUGGAUUGGAUGAGGCAUGGAAGGACAUUCCGGAUAUCAAAGAUGUCAAGCUGUAGGCCAUGGCUCGGAAGAUGCGCGCGGCUCGUUGGGUGGGUGUAAUCUUCCUUCCAACCCCAGGCGACAAGGCCACCGU
Canariomyces notabilis is the source of this 1781-nucleotide messenger RNA. RefSeq lists its product as uncharacterized. NCBI's taxonomy places the organism in Eukaryota, Fungi, Ascomycota, Sordariomycetes, Sordariales, Chaetomiaceae. The coding region runs from base 274 to 1704 and encodes 476 amino acids. The transcript has 7 exons. Gene Ontology annotation, molecular function: oxidoreductase activity. The record is from RefSeq and is a predicted model, not a curated record.